Molecule: messenger RNA, 910 nt
Organism: Xiphophorus couchianus (Monterrey platyfish)
Lineage: Eukaryota; Metazoa; Chordata; Actinopteri; Cyprinodontiformes; Poeciliidae
Gene: lamtor2
Product: late endosomal/lysosomal adaptor, MAPK and MTOR activator 2
Exons: 4
Coding region: 160-537 (125 amino acids)
Biological process (GO): positive regulation of TOR signaling
Molecular function (GO): molecular adaptor activity; guanyl-nucleotide exchange factor activity
Source: RefSeq, a predicted model, not a curated record
UUGCAUUAGAAGAGAAACAGGAAGCGCAAGAUGACAGUCGAAUCAGCUGACUUGACUGUGUCUUGUACUCUGUUUGCGAUUCUUUAAGGGUUUUUUGUUUAGAAUAUAUCGAGUAUUUUUAGUAAAAACAGGUUUUAUUAGUUAGUUUAGGAGCCUGAAAUGUUGCGGCCGAAAGCUUUGACGCAGGUGCUGAGCCAGGCGAACACCAACGGAGUCCAGAGCACUCUUUUACUCAACAACGAGGGUUCUCUUCUGGCUUACUCCGGUUAUGGAGACACCGACGCCCGCGUCACGGCGGCCAUCGCCAGCAACAUCUGGGCCGCCUACGACAAGAACGGCCAUCAAGCCUUUAAUGAAGACAAGCUGAAAUUUAUCCUCAUGGACUGCAUGGAAGGAAGGGUGGCCAUCACGCGUGUCGCCAACCUGCUGCUGUGUAUGUACGCCAAGGAGACGGUGGGCUUCGGGAUGCUUAAAGCCAAGGCAGAGGCAUUGGUGCAGUAUCUGGAGGAACCAUUAACCCAAGUGGCAGCAUCCUAGCUUUGCUGUGGCUCACCUUUCCUUCCCUUCCCUUCCUGGAGUCUGACAGAAGGUCACCUGAUCCGGGUUGCUCACCGACUGAACAUGCGACCCAACAUGGCGGCUGAGCGCCGCUCUUUGCCUGUUUGGUGUUUUUUUAUUAUUAUUUACCAGAUUAGAUUUCAGGAAGAAGUCAUUUGUUGACCUGCUACAAAGAUCCAGUUUUCUGUCAGCUUUGCUGUUUAAAGCAGAACUGCAGCCUUUUCUACUCACUUGCAAAUAAAUUGUGGUGAAGAUUUGUGGGAUUUUUUGUCUUUGUCUGAAAAAUGUAGCUAAGAAUAUUUACCUGUUUUUGUUCAGAUUUGUUUAAUAAAGAAGAUUCUAAGCCAGAAAA